AUGAAUAUAUUAUCAGAUAGUGCGUCAACAUUGAACAACCAAAAUAAUAGUAACAACAAUAACAACAACAACAAUAAUUUAAUUUAUAAAAUAAUAAAUUAUGACGAACAAACAGAGUCAUUUAUCAAUGAUUGGCUUAACCACUUGAUUACUGUUUUCGUUGAUACACCUUACCAAUACUUUAAGGAACAUCAUUAUUCUGACCCUUACAAACAAAAGAACAAUAAUGAAAAGAUUGUCUCUACUGUAAAGUUAUUUAUUCGAGAUAUCUUACUGAUUGGUUCUAGUAUCACUUGUUUUGGUGGUAUUGGAGAAGUAAGCACCAAUGUUAAUUAUAGAGGUAGAUCUCUUUCGAUAAAGUUACUCGAUAUGGCUCUAGAGUAUAUGAAUGAAAAUAAUAUCAAAUUAGGAUUGCUAUUCAGUUCAAAGUUUGCACCUAUGUAUCACUCUAAAGGUUGGUCUUAUAUUGAUAGAUCAUUCACUAUUGAGACAUUUCACAACAUUAAUAAUAAUAAUAACGAUAAAGAUAAUAAUAAUAUUAAUAAUUACAAUAAUAGUUUUGAUAAUAAUAAUUUAAAAUUUGAACAAUUAUAUUCAAAUACUUUAAAAGAAGAUGAUCAUCAUCAUCAUCACAGUAUAAUAGAAUCAUUAUUACAUACAAAACAAUAUAAUUCAAAUGUAGUUAGAGAUAUCAGUUAUUGGAGAGAUUGGAUUGCAUCGAAUAUUUCACCAUCAUUAAAUAGUAAUAAAGGAUGGUUGCUAAGUUGUAAUGGUUUGAUUGUCGGAUUUAUUAUUACUGGUAUAUUUAAGAUCUAUGAAACAAAUGAUAAGAAACCAACGAUAAUGAUGGUGGUAAAAGAUAUUGCAAUCAACGAGAAAUGGAGAGAUGAUAAUACAGUAGAAAGAGAAGCUAUAAUCAUUAAAUUAAUACAACUAGCUUUUGAUAGUCUUAAACAGCAACAACAACAAUCAACACCAGAAGAAGAAAUACUAUCAAUUCAAUAUCCAACAACUUUAUUUUCUAAUCUUUUCAACAAUAAUAACAAGCAAACCAAUGUGAUUUUUAAUCCUUUAAAUAGUACAAUACAACAUAGAGUAGAUAAAUCAAUGAUGGCAAGGUUUGUUAGUGAUAAAAGUAUCAGUAAUGAACAAACAUCUCUUGCGAAUCUAUUCCCAUUGGAAUCAACCAUCUAUUGGGAUAUAGAUAAAUUCUAA
Heterostelium album PN500 is the source of this 1215-nucleotide messenger RNA. Its product is annotated as GNAT family N-acetyltransferase. Lineage: Eukaryota; Evosea; Eumycetozoa; Acytosteliales; Acytosteliaceae. The transcript is spliced from 2 exons. The coding region runs from base 1 to 1215 and encodes 404 amino acids. The record is from RefSeq and is a predicted model, not a curated record.